Molecule: messenger RNA, 1182 nt
Organism: Rotaria socialis
Lineage: Eukaryota; Metazoa; Rotifera; Eurotatoria; Philodinida; Philodinidae
Source: the annotation of a GenBank genome assembly
AUGAUGAACAAUGGUACAGCAGAACCUUUUUUGACAACCAGUAUUUUUCGUCGAUAUUUAUUAGGUGAAUCAUUUGAAAGUGUUCUUAUUCGUUUAACAAUUAUAUUAUCAGCUAUUGUUGUUGUAUGGACUGGCAUAAUGCUUGCUUUAAUUAUUCAUACAAAGUGUCAACGAUCAAAACAAAUAUUAAAAACAUCGGUUCCGCAUCAUCAUUUAUGUGAUAGUAAUUCAAGUUUAACUAGAAAACGACCAAAUCGUUCUAAACAAAAUCGUCGUUAUGAUUCUUCAUCGUCAACAUGCUGCAAUACGGUUUGCUAUUUUUUAUCAGAACUUAUGCAGCGUUGUAUCUUUUGUCCAUCAUCAUCGUCAUCGUCGUCAUCAGUAGUAAAUGAAAAUUCUAAAAUUGAAUCAUCACUAAUAAAACAAGAAAAAAAGCAAGGAGAAUUUAUGCCAAUGAAUUCUCAAGCAAAUUCAAGUAAAGUUCAACUGGUUGUUGAAGCUAUGACUAGACGAUCGUUCUCUCGUAAUAAGAAUGUAUUUAACAUAGGAAAGAAAAUUUCCUCAUAUCGCGAAACAGAAAGUUCAAGUGGUGAUGAAUUAAAAAGUUUUUAUUUAUGUGAUAAUGAUCAAAAAUCUCCAAUUGAAAUGCAUGCAAAUACAUCCAAUGUUGUUCACCUAAUGCAACCAAAAGAAAAUACUCAACGUCAUUCAGUUUCAUUUCAAAAUGAUGCAAAUAAAAAUGAUCGCCAAACAACAAAAACUUCAUCAAAAACACAGAAAUGUAAUACAAGAGUUACUAUACCCUUUCAAUCAAUUACUCGACGAGUACCAAAUGCGAAUAGAAAUUCUUGUUUUCUUCUGAAAACUACAACUCAACAUCAGGAACAACGACAAAAAGAGCAACGUAAAUCAUUACUAAUGAUUUCCGCAGCACGAACAAGUCAAUCUAAAACGUAUUAUGAACGACGUUGUUCAUUAUUAGAUGAUCCAGUGACAACAGAUGGAAGUGUAACAUCAAGUUCAAGACAUAUACCAUUAGUAAUGAUUACUGAUACAAGUUCAUCAAAUACAAAUAUUCUUGAACUUGAAACAUUUGAAGAUAGAGCUUAUUUAGGAAGUGACAUUGAAAAACGUUUGUCACGAGAAUUACGAGCAGCCUAUCGACCAAGACAUUCUACAUAA